AUGGGCGACAACAACUACCCGCAAUUUCGUGCCGCGAAGUUGUUGCGCGAUCCCGUCCUGGACCCCUCUUGCAAGUCGAAAUUGUACAGAAUUGACGGUGUGGUUGUCGGAGCUUCUUGUCCUAGCCCCACGCCUGUUAUUGACCCCCGCAUAUCGCCGCAGCUGCGAAUGUUUUGCAGGAAACAAAAUUCGGAUCUUCCCGUUCCCAACUUUAAGUUCGAUGCUUACUUUAUAGGGCCGUGUCCAGAAAAAGAAGUUACAUUUUCCAACCUGAACGAUAAUAUAAACAUCAAAAACUUGGAACAAAUGUGCAAAGAGUUUGGGACAAUCGAAGAGGCAAAGGUUUACUUUCAUCCUCAAUCCCAAAAGCAUAUGGGAGUUGGCAAGGUGGUUUUCCAAUCAACCAAAAGUGCCAAGCUUUGUGCUGAAAAACUGAACAAUACUUCAAAAAUGGGAAAUAUUAUGAAAGUAGAACUUGACACAUUUGGGAAAAAGAGGUAUGCACUGUUAAGUUACCUGCAGGAUGAAAUGUCUCGGGAUCUAAUUUCGAAAUUUCAGUCAGACAAGUCACACAACUUGCUGAGUAAAUCUGUUAUGCCUACUACUGAGUCGGAAGCAGUUUUCAAGCCGAAUCCCCAUCAUCGUUCGCCAUCAGACCAUGAUUCCUUAAUGCCUUGUUUAACAAAUCAUGGAAAUCGUGGCUUUUAUCGGAACAAUUCCCCUUUUCAGACGAAUUCACGAGGUGUAGUAAGUACCGAUUCACACGAUUGCACACUCAAACGCUCCGAUUCUUCCUUCCUGCAAUCUGUUUACCAUUCCUCGAUCAGUGAACGUUCAAUGCUGCCGCAUUCAAUCAACGGAAUUCCAGUUCCUAAAGAGGAUCCUUUGGAUGUCCGAAUACAGAAACUGUUGCAUUCCAAUGCCUCUAGCUCACUCCUCUCCUUGAAGGAAUCUAAGAAAGAUGUCGAUAUAAAGCCACAAAAAACGCCCCUAUUGUCUGACACCUUUUCUGAGAAGCUGAAACCGGCACCGCUUCUUCAGAGUCCACUUAUGCCGACGCCGCCCUCCUUGACAUCCCAUUCACAUGCCUUAAAAACUGAACCUAAAGUUCCCACAAAGGCUGCUGUGGCUCGUAGAACUUUGUUGCCUACUCCCUUUGAUGAGGACAUGAAACCUGAAUGUAAGAAUGUUCGUCAGACGUUGAAGCAGCCUUUGCUUCAGGAUUCACCAAAACCCGCGAUAGAUUAUUUCCAUGUUACCAGACUGGCAGCAGAAACUUCCCUCCAAUUUGUGCGUGAACUGCGCGAUAUUAUAAGGAAAGACCUCGAACGACGUCUGAUCGAAGGAUACGCAUUUCGUACUUUCGAUAGUUGGUGGGAAUCCCAAAAAACGUGCGAGUUCCACAAGGAAACUUCCUCAAGUAAACGUCUAUUAAAGUCGCACACGGCAUCAACUUCCUAUCAAUUACCCUCUGCACACGCGGAAACAGUUGACGCCAGCAGUUUUAAUCAGCGAUCAGAUGCGUCUCUCUCUACCUCAACUCCUGGUGGUUUGGGCAUUUUUAGCGGCCUCCGCACUGCCCUGCCCAAAAUCAAGCGAAAACCGAAGCCCCCAACUCCACCAAAGAAAACCUCUUCACCCCACCGUUAUCGUAAUAGGAGUGCUUCAAAAUCCUUUUCCCAUCGCACUAGAGAACGACAUCAUGCUGAAAUGAGGAGGGAGUGGCGAAGCAGACGUCUGAAGGCGUCCUCAUCAUCGUCUUCUUCUUCAACAUCUCGAGACGCUUCUCCGACCACAUCGGAUUCAACAGAACCCACAGUUGCCUCUCCAUCCAAGUUUGCGAUGCAUAAAUCCGUGGUUGAUAAGCAACGGUUUACUUUCGAUACCGAAGAUGUAUCACGGCAUUCAUUCAAAACCCCUCACUUACCUGCCGCCUCAAAGCGUACUUUCACCUCUGCCAGGCGUUAUGAUAGCUCUCCGUCCAGCACCGACCAACGCAUCAGUCCCAACCGGCGAAAAGUGACGUUAAAAGACAGUAUCAGCCGGUCUUCCUCUUCUUCCUUGCCAUCGGCUUCACCAUCACCUUCGAGGAAGCAGAAAAAGCAGAAACCAGUUACGCUGCGCUCGCCAAAUAUUAAGCGUGUCUCCGGCAAACCCACUCUUCGAGUCGACGAUGUUUUUAAUGAUAGCUCCUCGGAUUCUAGCGUCAGUGAUGCUGUUCGCUCACGAUGCCCGUCUGAAGGGAACCGAGGAGUCGAACCUGCGGAUGAAAGUUCCACUGAGAAAUGCACUUCGAAGUCGAGGUCGUCAUCUCCAUUGACUUCUAAUGAGAGUCGUCAUCAGGAGUCUUCUCCUGCGCCCUCACCGACGCCUGAAUUGACAGAAGCACACGAUUCGCCUCAAUCGAAUGCAAAGUGUACCGAAGAUUCCUCCUUCGGAUUGAGUUCCCUCAGUUCUGAUGAUGAUGACCCUUUGGAAGUGCGACUUCAACAGAUAAGGUUGAACCGCCAUCAAAGGGCAAAUAAUCAGCGAAGUACACGCAAUAAGGCCGAUCAGCAAGUAGCAAACGGCAAGGCGUCGUCGUCCAUUCAACCGCCCAGGUCGGCCCGAUCACGGCAGAGCUUGAAGAACGAAUCGACUGCAGAUGAGAGUGAAAAGGAUGAAGCAGGUGGUGAUAACGAGGAGGAGGGCACUCAGUUGGUUCGUCACGCAAAGAUCUCUAAUACGACAGAUGGUUCUGUCGUUUCAAAGCGUGAUCGAUCACCGCGUUAUGGGAUGGCUAAGGAAUCCUCAAGCGACUCCGAUUGGACUCCUCAGAUGGAACGUGCCACUCCGCAAAAACGGAAUCGAAAUCGACCUCAAUUCAAUAUUUCCUCGGAAGACUCUUCCUCGCCCUUCAAUGAAUUUGCGGAGGAGGAGGAGAACGACGAUGGCGAUGGCGAAUCAUAUAAAGGCUAUCAAGCCACUCUGACUCCCACAUCUCGACGAAAACAGAACUUGUCGUUUCAUCGGGCCAGAAGUGUGAAAGGCAUUGCAAACAACAAACAAAAAACUCCUGCUACCACUACUCCCAAUCAGGAUGCACGUAGUGAUAUGCCGUUGUGGCGAUCGAACUCCAAGGGUUCCUUAUUUUCAGACACAAGACGGGAGGUCCUAAGAGAGGGUAAUGAUGAAGUAUUCGUAUCGAAACGAUCCUCACCCUCAAAAACACAAUUGGGUUGGCCAGAAAACAGUAGACCUCCGGUGUCACCCCUCUUUUCUGCUGACAUGGAUGGUGAUUCUUCCGACUCCUGUGAAGUUGUAGAGACAGUCCAAGGUAACUACCAGUGGCCAGAAUCUUUGCUCUGUGAGCACAACUACUUUCAUAUUCCUCCUCCUGGUGGUACAAUCACUUAUCGAACGUCGAGACGUGCUGCACGUCGACGGGUCUCUGUCUCAGCCUCGAUGCAGGAGAAUGUUACUUCAAUCACCACCCCAAUUCAAAGAUCCACAGGUCAUUGUGCCACAUCACUACCGCCUGGAACAGUAGAGCCUCUCAUUGUCCAUCGCUCCUCCUCCUCGCUACCUGGCUCUGGGCUGUUGCAGGAUCGCACAGUCAGCAGAAUACCAGCAAGAUGCGAUGCUGUCCAACCACGGCGUCAAGAGUAUAAAAGGCCACCCGUGCGACGGGCUGUCGUUGGGUCGAGGGAAUUGGCAAACUUGCUGACUCCUGUAGAAAAGUCGGACGUUCAACGCAAUUCUCAACGAUCGGAAUUUCAACCAUGCUUAAAGACUUUCAGUCCUCGCUCUCCCCAAGAUGAGGAAAUGAUUUUGACAUCAUUCCUCGAUUUUGGUAUUGACUCAGAAGACGUGGAGUUGCUGCAUGAACUAUUCAACCUCAUUCGAGAGUACGGAUCCUCAACAAAUGCCCAAUUACUCGCCUCCAUUCUCUCAUCUGCUCAUAUCCGCCAUCCCCACAAGCUGCUUGAUUUGAUAAAAAAUACAGCUUGGGUUGAUCAUCCCGCGUCUUUGGUACCCGAUCCCCUCGAUGUGGGGGCCUUUAUUGACUCCAAUGGUCGACUUCAUCAAGGUCGUCCCACCGCAUGUGUUGGUCUCGUUGACUCUGCAACCCGGAAGCGUCGAUAUGGCGCGCCUCGUAAUUGUCAGAGCAAGCGGUCGAAAUUCGAUCCCAUCCACCAAGAAUUUUCCGAGCAAUACUCUUCCAUGUCAGAUCAGCUUUCAGCCGAGGAGUUGAAUCCUGACUCACCAGUGUGCGAUGGGGACCCUCUAGCAUUUGCAGUUAAACCGAACCCUAUGCUGUCCUUGCAGAAACGAAAGUUAUAUGAGCAGGUGUAUGCUUUGGAGCAGAGACAGGCUGCCCUUUGGUCCAGUGGCAGUAAUCGUGCUAAGCGAAGAAGUAAAUCUAUGGCUGAUGAGAUCGACUUUCAUCUGGGUCCUGCUGCUUCUUGUCCACCGGUCAACUCCACUGGUUGUGCGCGAACACAGGGCUUCUACCGACUGGAUCCGAGUCAGCGUUUUCGUCGAUCCUGGUGCGUAGGACGAAGCAUGGUAUCCGAGGACGGCACUCAACGGUAUCCCCUCCCGCUCAUUCCCGCCUCGGUGGAACUGAAUGCCAUUAACGCUGCCCACGGCCUUGCUGACGAGCUCACCGAACAGGCGAGUGAAGCCAAACGCAAGAAAGUGACACAGGCUCGUGAAGUUCGCUCUGUUCAGCGACGCCUGCUCGCUGAAUUCCAGGACAUUGAAACGGGUGAUCUGCUCAAGUUCAACCACCUAGAGUUUCGACGAAAACAACUAAUCUUUGCCAAAUCUCCAAUCCACCACUGGGGUCUGAUUGCGCUGGAGCCGAUAGCCGCCGAAGAGAUGGUGAUCGAGUACGUGGGUCACGUUAUUCGCAAGGGUGUGGCUGAGCUGCGCGAGAAGCGGUAUGAACAACGUGGAAUUGGGUCUUCCUAUCUCUUUCGCAUUGACGAUGAAUUUGUCAUUGACGCCACGAUGUAUGGAAAUAACGCUCGCUUCAUCAAUCACAGCUGUCAGCCAAAUUGUUACGCCAAGGUGAUAACGGUGGAGGGCCGCAAGAAAAUAGUGAUAUACUCGAAGCGUGAUAUACAGGUUAUGGAGGAAAUCACCUACGACUACAAGUUCCCCUACGAGGACGAAAAGAUACCCUGCCUAUGCGGUGCCCCACAAUGCCGUGGAACUCUCAACUAA
Molecule: messenger RNA, 5211 nt
Organism: Echinococcus granulosus
Lineage: Eukaryota; Metazoa; Platyhelminthes; Cestoda; Cyclophyllidea; Taeniidae
Product: Histone-lysine N-methyltransferase SETD1B
Exons: 16
Coding region: 1-5211 (1736 amino acids)
Cellular component (GO): Set1C/COMPASS complex
Molecular function (GO): histone H3K4 methyltransferase activity; protein binding; RNA binding
Source: RefSeq, a predicted model, not a curated record